AAACCCUAUUUGCUGUAUCAUCCUCAGAAGAGUAAAAAGGGCAAGCGAAAUCUCUUUCCCUACACUGUCAUGAGCUUCGUCUCAACGUCGUAAAUCCGAACCCUAAAAUUGAUGACCUGCUCGCUUCGCGUUCGCACUAAAAAAAAAUAGUUUCUUUUGGCAGUUGAACGAAAAUCCAAUUUCUGAAUAGCCGAUUCCGAGCGGCAAAAAAUUCGGAGUUUCAUUGAAAAAGUCGGCGACUUUUGGGGUCAGACCGCCAUGGCCGAAGAAACCCAUUUGUCAGAACCAGAAAAAGGUCCAAACAAGAGGAGGAUAGGGAAUAAGAAAAGCUCUAAGGGUAAGAAAAAACCAAGGAAGACAUUCAGGUUGCCUGAGGAAGCUGGAAACUUUAAGCCCAAGAAAAUAGACAAGAAAAUGAAGAAACUGUUUCGCAAGAGGGCUAGAGAGUACAAUUCAGAUGAUGAAACUGGGGAUGAAGAUGAGCACGAACCCAAGAGCGACGAUGAGGAAGCAAAUGGUGGGCAUUUUUCUUCUGAAGAAGAAGAAGCAGGGGAAGAUGGCGAUGAUCAGGGAAGGCAGGAUUUGAAUGCGGAUGAUGGGGAUUCGGAGAAUGAGGAAGAUGAUACUGUCCAGCCUGGAAUCAUGAAAUUCACUGAGGGUUGCAGAGCGUUUAGAAUGGCCUUUAAGAGUAUUAUUAAGAAGAGUGUUCAAGAUGAUGCUUUGGGACCGGUUUUAUCAGCACAUAAGAAGCUUGUUGCUGAAAAGCUUGCUGAAGAAGAGACUGAACGGAAGGUCAACCGCGAGGCUAAGAAGGAAAAACACUUGGUGGCAGAAAAGGGGCAUGUGAAACCCCUGAAUUAUUUGGACUCACAUGAAAAGUUUCUUCUAGGAGUUGCUACAAAAGGAGUGGUCAAAUUGUUCAAUGCUGUCAACAAGGCACAAAAUGCUCAGAAAGGAUUGAACCCUUCGAGAACUAAAGAUGCAAAAGUGAUAAAGAAGCGGAGGAAAGAAGCCUUCUUUUCAGAAUUAGGCAAGACACCAGCAUUAGCAGAUGUUACUGCUGCAAAGGGUCAGACAUCUUCAGGUCAUGUGGAGGGUGAAGGGCCUGCUUGGGGUCCAUUAUGCGAUAAUUACAUGCUAACAAGUUCUAAGUUGAAGGACUGGGACAAGAAGCCAGAUACAAUUGUAGCUGAUGAACUGGGAAAAGUGUCAGAAGAUAGUAGUUCUGAUGAUGAUUAAUGUAUGGAUUCUGACGUGGACCACCUAUAUUAUUGAAGUUUUUAGGUGGGCUUUUAUGUUGCUUUGUCGCUAAUGCAUAGAAAAUUUCCCUUUUUUUUUUUUUUUUUUUCCCCUUUCUUUUUAAGGCUUUAUAAUGUUUAAUUUCUAUUAUAAUUAUUGUCAAAAUUAAAUUCUUUAAGCUAUAAAUGGUUAAAGCUCUAUAUGAUCUA
This is a messenger RNA of Ziziphus jujuba (common jujube), 1448 nucleotides long. RefSeq lists its product as uncharacterized. Bases 259 to 1239 code for a protein of 326 amino acids. The transcript is spliced from 8 exons. Gene Ontology annotation, biological process: maturation of LSU-rRNA; maturation of 5.8S rRNA. Lineage: Eukaryota; Viridiplantae; Streptophyta; Magnoliopsida; Rosales; Rhamnaceae. Gene Ontology annotation, cellular component: preribosome, large subunit precursor. The record is from RefSeq and is a predicted model, not a curated record.